UUCACUUCGCUUCACAUCUUCAUCUGCAGCGGAUCAUCCACUCGUGAGGUCCAGAGACAGACGCUUUUCUUUCCUCCUCUCUGUAUUAGAGCUCGUGUGUUUGCGGAACCUGCAGGAUCUGCUUUUUAAUUCCUCUGAACUGGAUAUGAUGUGCAACUGUGAGCGAGAGAUGCACGAGCUCUCUUAACCACAGCAGUGAUACAAUGGGGAAACUUCACUCAAAACAUGCUAGCAGACGUCGGGAAAAUCCUGAGGGGGACAGUUUUGUUGUGAAUGGCUUUAUUUCAAGAAGAGGAGCUGAAGAAGGCGAGAGAUACGACACAAAUCUGAAAGAUUAUAAGGAGCUCAAGGACAGACAGAGUCAGGUCCAGCGCUGCCCUCUACAGGUGGUUUUGCCUCCAGAAAAGGCUGAAGGAUGUGAGAGUUUUCUUCCGUCUGAAGAUGUAAAGGAAACCUGCAAAGGAAAGAAACGCAUCAGUCUAGAUGGUCUGGAGUGUGACGUGUCUCUGGUUGAUGACAGCAGGCAGGAGUGGGUCUUCACGCUCUACGACUUCGACAACAGCGGAAGAGUCACAAAGGAGGACAUGUCCAGUUUGAUGCACACUAUCUAUGACGUGGUGGACACCUCAGUCAAUCACUCGAGUCACGGCAAACAGAAGACGCUCCGAGUGAAGCUGACGGUGACUCCUGAACCUGGAGCUCACCAGAGAGACACCACACACACCACGACCGACAGAGACGUGAAUCGUCUGAGUCACAUGGAGCCGCUUCACUCGGAGGACAGGAGGAAUCACUACUGUGUGGACGAGAACACAGAGAGACGAAACCAUUACCUGGAUCUGGCGGGAACAGAGAACUACAGCUCCAGAUUCGACAGUUCCUCUCCUCCUGUGGUUCCUCAAGAGCAGCCGUCACGGUCCUCACACACCCAGAACCGUUCCCGUUCCCAUGAGCCUGAGACACACACCCAUCAGCGGCGCUCUCAGGUCCUCCCCGACCCCUGCGUGACCCCGGGUCCCCGUGUGCGCCCCGGGCCCCAGUCCUUUAGGUCCCCAAAGGCCACAUUCAAAGGCAGCCAGUCUGUGGCCAAAACCAGCAAGUGUCACAGCUACUAUCCGCCUGUGCCGGGUGUUUCCUUCUCGGCGGGUCAGAACAUGUACCAUCGACCCCAUCAGAACCAGCCUCAGCCCUCAGCGGGUCACCAGCACAGUCACAGCCAGAGAACGAGAGCCAGAGGCAGAGAACAGGCGCUGUCGCCCGCAAAACAACAGCCCUCGCCCGACCGCGAGCAGAACGCCGGGUUUGUGCUUCCUGUGGUCCAGCGACACGAACACCAUCACCAUCACGAGCACCAUCACCAUCACCACUACCAUCACUACCAUCAGACAUGACUUCAGCAAGGAUUUACAUCAUACAUCAGAUAUUCAGGAAUCUCCUCUGCUCCAACUCAGGCACUUCUUGUGUUCAUCAGCUGUAUUGUGAUUUACAGAAUGAGAACAGAGAUAAUGUUGGUCAUUGCUGACCGUUUACAUGAAGACAUCAGCUUCCUUUGGAUAUUUCUCAAACGAGUUUUGAAUUUUAAAUCAUGCUUUCAUGGAUAUUUGUUAUUUGAUCCAGUGUGAUGGAAUGAUUUAGAGACAAAUCAAAAUCACAAAACAGGAUGCAAAGUGAUACUGACAACCCUAUAAAAUAGAAAUCAAUUAUCAAUAAAAAAAUAAAAU
Molecule: messenger RNA, 1721 nt
Organism: Carassius auratus (goldfish)
Lineage: Eukaryota; Metazoa; Chordata; Actinopteri; Cypriniformes; Cyprinidae
Product: protein naked cuticle homolog 2-like
Exons: 9
Coding region: 204-1391 (395 amino acids)
Biological process (GO): negative regulation of Wnt signaling pathway
Cellular component (GO): cytoplasm
Molecular function (GO): calcium ion binding
Source: RefSeq, a predicted model, not a curated record